AUGUCACUCGGAAGAUUUUUGAAGCCAGUGCACGUUGUGAGGACGGUCAGAGCACAGUCGACUCAAGCCAAGUCCACGCAAGAAUAUGUGGAGAAACCGGUGCCUACAGUACGACCAUUGUAUCUCGAUGUACAGUCAACAACACCAAUGGUGAGAUUAUGACAAAACUUAAAAGGUUUAUUUUUAGGUUAUACAGAAUAGUAUAAUCUUAUAUCUAUAAGAUCAAAGCUAGGAAUGUCAGGUUCUUAUUAUUCCCCCUCUUUGUCAGGUUCUUAUUAUCUGACCCUCAUUUCAGGACCCACGUGUCGUAGACGCCAUGUUACCAUAUAUGCUGAACGACUUUGGUAACCCUCACUCCAGAACCCACUCCUACGGCUGGGAGUCGGAAGCCGCGGUGGAGCGGGCACGACUUCAAGUGGCAGAACUAAUCGGAGCUGAUCCUCGAGAAAUUGCCUUUACUUCUGGAGCUACAGAAUCGAAUAACUUGUCUAUCAAAGGCGUGGCCAAGUUCUACAAAAACGCUGGCAAAACUCACGUCAUCACAGCUCAGACGGUAGUUUUUUUACUGAUUUGCAUACUUAGAAUGACACGAUUUAUUAAAAUUAAUGGUUAAAGUUCAGAAUUAACGAUAUAUUAUAAUUGAAGGAACACAAAUGUGUACUGGAUUCGUGCCGAUAUCUGGAGAACGAAGGGUUUCAAGUAACUUAUUUGCCUGUUCAAACUAACGGUCUGGUCGAUUUGGAGCUUUUGGAACAGUCGAUGACAGAAAAGACGGCGUUGGUGUCGAUUAUGGCUGUCAAUAACGAAAUUGGAGUUAGACAACCGCUUAAGGAGAUCGGUAAGUAUUGUUAUCUAAAUUUUUGAAAUAGUUUUAAAAGCUGCUUGUCAGCUUUGAAGAUUGACUUUGUGUUUUGUAAAUCAGAUCAGAAGGGUUACUUUUAUAGUCUCUCGGAUCUUGGACUCAUGUUGACUAUAAAGCGUGUUUCAUUACAACAAGUUGACUGUAAGGAAAGCUUAAUUACUUAAUAUUUUAGGGGAAUUAUGCCGCAAGAAAGGAGUCAAAUUCCACACAGAUGCAGCUCAAGCCGUAGGCAAAGUGGACAUUAAUGUAGAUGAUCUUAAACUCGACUUGAUGUCUAUUAGUGGCCAUAAAAUCUAUGGACCUAAAGGUAUGUUGCAUAUAAUAAUUAAAAAGUUUUUAAAAAUAUGAAUUUAGGAAUGAAAAUGGGACAAAAAGGUUGUGUAAAACUUUAUUGGAAUAUUCAAAUAAUUCUGUGCCUACUCUGGAAAUUUGCUUCGGGGCGCAGAAUUAUUUGAACAACCUAAUAAAUUGUUAUAUAUAGUUGUUAUAAAACUGAAUUGUCAAUUACAGUUUAUGAAACUUCCUUUUCAGGAGUUGGUGCCAUUUACGUCCGCCGAAGGCCUCGUGUUAGAAUCGAAGCUCAAAUGAGCGGUGGCGGGCAAGAACGAGGUAUGAGAUCAGGCACACUACCUGCCUUCCUUACCGUAGGGCUAGGCGAAGCCUGCCGAAUUGCCUCAAAAGAACACGAGUUCGAUUUACAACAUGUGAAGAAACUUUCCGACCGGCUGAUAAACGGAAUCAACGCCGAAUUAGAGAUGGUGAUCAGGAAUGGAGAUCCGGAUGCUUGGUAUCCAGGAUGCGUGAAUCUGUCAUUUGCUUACGUGGAAGGAGAAUCAUUAUUGAUGGCUUUGAAGGAUGUAGCACUUUCUUCUGGAUCAGCGUGCACUUCUGCUUCACUCGAACCGUCGUAUGUCUUGAGGGCGAUUGGAGCUGACGAAGAUUUGGCGCAUUCAUCGAUUCGAUUUGGCAUUGGAAGGUUUACUACACAGGAGGUAUGAUAUUGAAGUGUAGUGAAAAGAUAUAGUAUUAUUAUACUACUCUGUAUUUCCUAAAAAAUACCCGGUUCUAGUCUAGUUGUGCACAAUUUUUAACUUAAUAUGCAAGUUUUUAACGAAUUACUCAAAAAAUAGGGACACUAUUUUAUGACCCUUAAAUUUUAGGUUUUUAUGUUUUAAUACUUACAAAUGUUUACAGGAAGUCGACUACACGGUCCAGAAAUGCGUCAAAGAAGCUGCACGCCUACGCGAAAUGUCGCCAUUAUGGGAAAUGGUCCAAGAAGGUAUCGACCUGAAGUCAAUCCAAUGGACUCAACACUAA
This is a messenger RNA of Bursaphelenchus okinawaensis, 2179 nucleotides long. NCBI's taxonomy places the organism in Eukaryota, Metazoa, Nematoda, Chromadorea, Rhabditida, Aphelenchoididae. The record is from the annotation of a GenBank genome assembly.